AUGGGCCCAUCUUCGCCAACCAAUUUUGUAGUAAAUGUAUUUGACUAUCAGAGUGUAAGAUUAGAAUGGACACCACCGGAACAUCCCAAUGGUAUCAUUACUACUUAUAUAAUUUUAUAUAAUUAUGAUAUAUCGGCUCCCGAGGAAGCUUGGAACAAAGAUGAGAAAGAAGGGACCGUUAUGUAUUCAGUGGUACAGAAUUUGAUGCCAAGUGUUCAGUGCUAUUUUAUGAUGAGAGCUAGCACUGGUGUAGGCGAAGGACCACCAACAGAUCCAGUAGCUGUUGUUUUGCCUGCACCAUCCAUGACUGCACCAAUCAAUACUACAAGAACCACAACAGUGACUGCUGAACCUACAGCAAUACCGAUGGGUAACGGGCACGUCCCGAACUGUAAUGGUAAUGGGCAGGCUAGGAACUAUGGCAGACGUCUCAGUGAUGUGGAAUUGGAGAGCUUUGCUCCUAUGUUAACUAAACUACCUGAACAAGUCAAUAUAGACACUAAAGGUGGAAAUGGUGUUGUCAUGAAUGGGUACAGUCCAGUCGGCCUUCACAGUAAUGGAGUACCUCCAAACAUGCGGUUGCUAAGCAACAGCAACACCCCUGUUACAGUUUCCACCCCAAUCUCUGCUUCAUCUUCGUCAUCUGGUUGUCAUGGGGAUCCAACUGGAGAUGAAGAUACAACUCACCACGAGGAGAAUGAAACACUCCAAACUACACUUCAGAGCUCCAUCCCUAGCUGCCAUAGUGAUGAAGAUGAAGAUGGUGGCUCCCCAAUUGAUGCCAUGGCAACGGAUAGUGUUUGUAAUGCUGCCUCCCAUGACACAGACUGUAGUCAAAAGCUACCUCAUAAGACAGCUGAGAACUGUCCAGUGUCCUUGUCAAACCAAGACAAAAAUACGGGUGUUUUAACUGAACUUGGGGAUGCUGAGACAUGUGCGACAGAGGAAGCUGAAGUCUUACAAAAUUCUUCCACUCAGGAUUACCAUGGCAACAGUGAUAAUGAGGUUUGCCAAAAAAGCAGUGACUCUGUCACAAUUCCACUGUUGUCAACUGCAGGGAAUGGCCCACCGUUCUCAGGAAACUCAAAAAUAAACACUCAAGAUGAUCCUGUUUGGAAAAGACGGACACCAUCCUCUUGUGAACUUUCAAACAAGUCCCACCUCCAAAACCACCAGAACACUCGUGAUUCUCAGGAUAUUUAUAGGAAUUCACAAAUCAGGGAAGGGAAAGAUGACAAGAGAGACAAUGAUGAGAUCAAACAUGAUACCUCACCGCAUUUUAUUGAGCUUGCACUAAAUAUGUAAUAAUAUAUUGUGAUUUUAUAUUAGGAUUCAACAUUGUAUAAAUAUAUUACAUGCUUUAGAAUAGGAUCAAUUUUAAACUAUUUUAAAAUAUUUUAUUGUAU
Molecule: messenger RNA, 1406 nt
Organism: Saccoglossus kowalevskii
Lineage: Eukaryota; Metazoa; Hemichordata; Enteropneusta; Harrimaniidae
Product: dentin sialophosphoprotein-like
Source: RefSeq, a predicted model, not a curated record